Scutellospora calospora is the source of this 840-nucleotide messenger RNA. NCBI's taxonomy places the organism in Eukaryota, Fungi, Glomeromycota, Glomeromycetes, Diversisporales, Gigasporaceae. The record is from the annotation of a GenBank genome assembly.
GGAUGGAUAGAAUGUGUCGGUUGUGCCGAUCGUUCUGCAUAUGAUUUAACUGUUCAUUCAAACCGUACAAAAGAAAAACUUGUUGUACGUGAAAGCUUAGCAGAGCCAUUAAUCUACGAAAAAACUGUUUUGGAAAUCAACAAGAAAAUUUUUGGACCUAAAUUUAGACAAAAUGCAAAGAUAGUGGAGGAUUAUUUAACUGGCUUGAAUGAAGAACAAUUGGAAGCGUUGAAAAAAAAAUUAGAGGAUGGAAAUGGUAAAACCUUGGUAUCUUGUGUUGAUGAAAAUCAAUAUGAAAUAUCGAGCGACUUUCUUACUAUUCAGAAACAGACUAUUACAGAACAUAUCAGGGAAUAUAUUCCCAAUGUUAUAGAACCAUCCUUUGGUAUUGGCCGAAUCCUUUAUUCAUUAAUUGAACAUGUGUAUUGGACACGUGAAGGUGACGAACAAAGGGCGGUUUUAUCAUUCCCUCCGCGCGUUGCACCUUUCAAAUGUUUACUUGUGCCUCUAAGUAAUAAUCCUACGUUUUCUAAAUUUGUACGCGAUCUCUCUUUUAAACUUCGUAAGCUUCAUAUUGCCAUCAAGGUAGAUGAUUCUUCCAAUUCAAUUGGGCGCCGAUAUUCUCGCAACGAUGAGCUUGGUACGCCAUUUGCGAUUACCAUCGAUUUUCAAACUGUAAAUGACGGAACUGUAACUUUGCGAGAGAGAGAUUCUACUAAACAAAUCAGAGAAAAGGCUGAUACCAUACUUCAAGUUCUUAAAGAUUUGGUUGAAGAAGAUAUCACUUGGGAAGAAGUUUUAUUAAAAUAUCCUACAUUUGUACAGCAAGAACUUGACUAA